Messenger RNA from Dentiscutata erythropus, 407 nucleotides. Lineage: Eukaryota; Fungi; Glomeromycota; Glomeromycetes; Diversisporales; Gigasporaceae. The record is from the annotation of a GenBank genome assembly.
AUGUCAACCGAAGCACGUCGCCGACUCAUGCGUGAUUUUAAGCGCCUUCAAAAUGACCCACCAGGUGGUAUCUCUGGCGCACCUUGCCCUGAUAAUAUUUUACUAUGGAAUGCAGUCAUCUUUGGUCCUGCUGACACGCCGUUUGAAGAUGGAACUUUUAAAUUGGCUCUACAAUUUGACGAAAAUUAUCCCAACAAACCACCAUCUGUCAAAUUCAUUUCCAAAAUGUUUCAUCCAAACGUAUAUGCUAAUGGCGAGCUGUGUCUUGAUAUUUUACAAAAUAGGUGGUCUCCAACAUAUGAUGUUGCAGCUAUCUUGACAAGUAUCCAAAGUUUGCUUCAUGAUCCAAAUCCAAAUUCACCCGCAAAUGCUGAAGCCGCAAAUUUGUACAGGGAGAAUCGCAAAGA